AUGUUCCUUCGUUCGGUUUACAUUGCAUUGGCCGCCUCCUCCGCCGUGAGCGCUACCUUCUGGAAGCACAAUGGUGGUGACUCGGUCGCUCCUAACCCCAACGGCUACAGUGGCUUCCAAGACUGCGAGUGGCCUACCCCUCAGCCCCCUGUAAAGAAGCCUGAGGACUGCGACGAUGAAACCACCACCGCCCCGCCGCCUCCCCCGAAGCCCACGAAGCCGGAAGAGGACUGUGACACUACGACUCCUACCACUGAGCACAAGCCCGAGACCACUGACUGUGAGGAUGACAAGCCGCCUAAACCUGAAACGGAUUGUGAAACAACCUCGAAUGUGCCGCCUCCUCCCAAGCCCACCACCACCUCCACUCGUCCUGUGCCUCAGCCUCCGGUGGAACAGUCGACGACUAAGCAAACCACUCAACCCAAGCCGACUCCUGAAACGGACUGUGAAACGACCACCAAGCCGCCUCAACCUGAAACGGACUGUGAGACGACCCUGAAGGUGCCGCCUCCUGAAACCACCAGUGAAACCACUCAGCCGAAGCCGACUCCUGAAACAACUACCAAGCCGCCUCAACCUGAAACGACAUCGCUGGUGCCUCCUCCCCCCAAACCCACCACCACCAAGACCCGCCCUGUCCCUCAACCUCCUGUGGAAGUGUCUACUACCGAGGCUACCACUCAACCGUCGUCGACCGUUGAAACCACUCAACCUUCGUCGGCUCCUGAAACCACUCAACCUUCGUCGGCUCCUGAAACCACUCAACCUUCGUCGGCUCCUGAAACCACUCAACCGUCGCUGACCGCUGAAACCACUCAACCUUCGUCGGCUCCUGAAACCACUCAACCUUCGUCGGCUUCUGAAACCACUCAACCGUCGCUGACCGCUGAAACCACUCAACCCUCGUCGGCUCCUGAGACCUCGGCUGAAACCACUCAACCCUCGUCGGCUCCUGAGACCUCGGCUGAAACCACUCAGCCGUCGCUGUCUCCUGAAACUUCCGUUGAAGCCACCACUCAAACUGAGUCGACCUCCGAAUCGGCCACCACCUCGGAAAGCGUGCCUGAAUCGUCGUCGUCUUCGGAAACCGGGCCUGCUCCUGAAUCGUCGGUUGAAUCGACUUCAUCGACUUCGGAAUCUGAAACUCAAUCGACUACUCAGCCUCCUGUUGAAACCACUUAUGAAACCACUAUUUCCAAGAUCACCAUCACUAAGUCUUGCGAACAGUGCGCUCAUGAAACCGUUACCGUCGUCGUGCCUUGCGACGUCGUCCCCACUACUGAGGGCGGAGUUGAAACCGUGUACACGUAUGAAAAGAAGCCGGUGACGACCACAAUCACGUGCCACGACACCAACGUUUGCAAGCCGGAAGUGUCCACUCAAUGGGUGCCUGAAACGACGCCGAUUGUACACACCGAAGUGGUGCCUCCUCAACCCACUCAGCCCCCUGCUAAGCCGGAACAGCCUGAGCACCCUGAACAACCUGAACAGCCUGAACAGCCUGAACAACCUGAACAACCUGAACAACCUGAACAACCUCAACAGCCUGAACAACCUGAACAGCCUGAACAGCCUGAACAACCUGAACAACCUGAACAACCUGAACAACCUGAACAGCCUGAACAGCCUGAACAACCUGAACAGCCUGAACAACCUGAAACUCCUAAGCAACCUGAAACUCCUGGUCAGCCUGAAACCCCCAAGCAACCUGAAACUCCUGCUCAACCCGGUCAACCUGGUCAACCUGGUCAGCCUGAGAACCCUGCUCAACCGACUCAGCCUGAGAACCCUGCUCAACCUACUCAGCCUGGUCAACCUGAAACCCCCAAGCAACCUGAAGCUCCCGCUCAGCCUGGUCAACCCGGUCAACCUGAAACUCCUGCUCAACCUGGUCAACCCGGUCAACCUGAAGCUCCCGCUCAACCUGGUCAACCCGGUCAACCUGAAGCUCCCGCUCAACCUGGUCAACCUGAGAAGCCUGCUUCGCCUGGUCAACCGGAAAAUCCUGCUCAGCCUCAAUCUGAAACGCCUGCUCAGCCCACUCAACCUGGUCAACCUGGUCAGCCCGAGAAGCCUGGUCAGCCCGCUCAACCCGAGAAGCCUGCUCAACCUGAACAGCAACCUCCCGCUCUGCCCGCUGCUCCUGGUGAACAACAACCUCCUGCGCCUGAAGCUACCGGUCAACAACCCCCUGCGCCGGGUGCUACUGGUGAGCAACCCCCUGCGCAACCUGUUUCUCCUGGUGAACAACAGCCCCCUGCGCAACCUGAAACCCCUGGCGAACAACCCGGCAAACAACCUCCUCAGCCGGUAUCGCCUGGCGAACAACAACCGCCCGCCCAGCCUGAGAACCAGCCCACCACCGUGAUCAACUCGCCCGCGCCCAGCGCCACCAAGCCGCCCGUGGCUGGCCAGUCGCAACCUCCUGUUGCCGGCGAGUCGCAGCCCCCUGUGGCCCCUGCGUUCGAAGGCGCUGCUGCCGUCACCAUCCCCCGUCUCCUGGCGGUGGUGAUGAUGAUUGCCGGGGCGCUUGUGUUGUAA
This is a messenger RNA of Diutina rugosa, 2544 nucleotides long. RefSeq lists its product as uncharacterized. The transcript has 2 exons. The record is from RefSeq and is a predicted model, not a curated record. The coding region runs from base 1 to 2544 and encodes 847 amino acids. NCBI's taxonomy places the organism in Eukaryota, Fungi, Ascomycota, Pichiomycetes, Serinales, Debaryomycetaceae.